Messenger RNA from Eubalaena glacialis (North Atlantic right whale), 2283 nucleotides. It is a transcript of the gene SLC7A4, whose product is annotated as solute carrier family 7 member 4. The record is from RefSeq and is a predicted model, not a curated record. Gene Ontology annotation, molecular function: amino acid transmembrane transporter activity. Gene Ontology annotation, cellular component: plasma membrane. The coding region runs from base 205 to 2109 and encodes 634 amino acids. Gene Ontology annotation, biological process: amino acid transport; transmembrane transport. The transcript has 5 exons. Lineage: Eukaryota; Metazoa; Chordata; Mammalia; Artiodactyla; Balaenidae.
AUAGAAACGCGGAAGCGCGCGGCGUUCGCCGAGGGGCGGGUCCUGGAAACUGCAGAGCGAGCCCGGGGAGUGGCCGCGGGGGUCUCUCACGCCGCCCGGGUCGGGAAACGCCUACGACGGGAACGAGCCCGGCGGAGCCGGCGCGCACGCUUCCUGCGGGAGAGGUGCCAGCAGCCGGCUUGGUGCUCCUCUCAGCUGCCUGCAAUGGCUUCAGGACUGCCCAGCACUGCCGGCCUGGCGCGCUUCUGCCAGAAGCUGAAACGGCUGAAGCCGCUGGAGGAGGCCACCAUGGAGACAUCGCUGCAGCGCUGCCUGUCCGCACUGGACCUAACCCUGCUGGGAGUGGGGGCCAUGGUGGGCUCAGGCCUCUAUGUGCUCACCGGCACCGUGGCCAAGGAGAUAACCGGCCCGGCCGUGACCGUGUCCUUCACUGUGGCCGCCGUGGCCUCCCUGCUGGCGGCCCUGUGUUACGCGGAGUUUGGGGCACGCGUGCCCCGCACAGGCUCUGCCUACCUGUUCACCUACGUGUCCAUGGGCGAGCUGUGGGCCUUCCUCAUCGGCUGGAACCUGGUGCUCGAGUACGUCAUAGCUGGUGCUGCUGUGGCCCGCGCCUGGAGCGGCUACCUGGACGCCAUGUUCGACCACCACAUCCGCAACUUCACCGAGGCCCAUGUGGGCAUCUGGCAGGUGCCCCUCCUGGCCAGAUAUCCUGACUUCCUGGCUGCCGGCAUCCUACUUUUGGCCUCCACCUUCGUCUCCUGCGGAGCCCGUGUCUCCUCCUGGCUCAACCACACCUUAUCUGCCAUCAGCAUGGUCGUCAUCCUCUUCAUCAUCAUCCUGGGGUUCGUCCUCGCCCGCUCACACAACUGGGGCAAGGAGGAGGGCGGCUUUGCGCCCUUCGGCUUCUCCGGUAUCAUGUCCGGCACCGCGACCUGCUUCUACGCCUUUGUGGGCUUUGACGUCAUUGCCGCCUCUAGUGAGGAGGCCCGGAACCCGAAGCGAGCCGUGCCCCUGGCCAUUGCCAUCUCGCUUGGCCUCGCGGCCAGCGCCUACAUCCUGGUCUCCACUGUGCUCACCCUCAUGGUGCCCUGGCACAGCCUGGACCCUAAUUCAGCGCUCGCUGACGCCUUCUACCAGCGGGGCUACAGCUGGGCUGGCUACCUCGUGGCGACUGGCUCCAUCUGCGCCAUGACCACUGUCCUGCUCAACGGUCUCUUCUGCCUUCCCCGCAUCAUCUACGCCAUGGCCGCCGAUGGGCUCUUCUUCCAGGCGUUUGCCUACGUGCACCCCCGGACACAGGUGCCUCUGGUAGGCAUCCUGGUGUUCGGGGUUCUCACGGCUUUGGUGGCGCUGCUGCUGGACCUCGAGGCAUUGGUCCAGUUCCUGUCCAUCGGCACACUGCUGGCCUACAGCUUCGUGGCCAUCAGCAUUAUCGUGCUGCGAUUCCAGAAGGCCCCUCUGUCCAGUUCCCCAAGCCCAGCCAGCCCCCGCCCUGCGGCCAAGGAGUACAACUCCUUCUCAGACCACAUAGAGCUGGUGGGCACCGAGCAGGUUCCAGCCCCCGAGCCUGGGCAGCUGCGGCCAGCCCUGAGGCCCUACUUGGGCUUCCUGGAUAGGUGCAGCCCUGGAGUGGCCGUGGCUUCAGCGAUCUGCGUCCUGGUGGCCUCAGCCAUCACCCUGGGCUGCGUGCUGAUCUUCGGACACUCAGCCCUGCACCUCCCUCGCUGGGGCUACAUCCUGCUGCUUCUGCUCUGCGGCAUCAUGUUUCUGCUCAGUCUCCUUGUCCUGGGGGCCCACCAGCAGCAACGCCAGCAGGACACCUUCCAGAUCCCCAUGGUGCCCCUGAUUCCAGCCCUGAGCAUUCUCCUCAACAUCUGCCUCAUGCUGAAGCUGAGCUACCUGACCUGGGUGCGCUUCUCCAUCUGGCUGCUGAUCGGACUCUUGGUAUAUUUCGGCUACGGCAUCUGGCACAGCAAGGAGAACCAGCGGGAGCUGCCGGGGGUGACCAUCACAUGCUAUGUGGUUUUCCCUAGUGGCAGCCUGGAGGAGACAGUGCAGGUCGUGCAGCCCCCCAGCCAGGCGCCAGCCCAGGAGCCCAGCAGUCCAUGAGAGCUGCCUGCCCUCCAUCCAAGGCAGCUCCGGUUUGCGGGCCUGCCCACGCUAGGGGGUCCUUUGGACUGUAGUUCAGGGGCCGAGCUUCGAGUCUUUGGAGCCGGUGUGGCCAGCGCUGGUGUGGUGGACUCUUUGCGCAGUGCCUUCCAGUUUAUGACCAACUCCAGGAAC